UUAUACAUUGUAGGUGUUGUACAUUGUAAGUGUUAUACAUUGUUGCAACAUCACAGAAGUAUCUUUACAUUAUCGCAAACAACAGUAUUGACUGAUUAUAAACUGUUGAAAUUUCUUGAAAACAAUCGCAAAAUCAUGACAUUGUGCAUGGCCAUUGUGUUUUCUCCUGGAUAGCUAAUUAGGGAACAGAGACCGUUACCAGUCAUCACAGUAACAAGGAUAUUGUUCUUAAUGAAGAUUGUGGUGAUGAUCUAAUACAGUAGAACCUUGUAUAGGAGAUACCAUAUAUUAUUAUAUACUAAGAAGAGAACUUGCUUGAGGAAGAACCCUAAUUCUGUGGAUUAUUACACACUGUGCUACAGUAGCUGCUGGUGUUAAAACAAAAUUUUAAGGAGUGUGUCGCUGGUUUAGAUUUUAAGUGUCUGGGAUGUCGGAUGAUUUCUACCUGUCACUAGAGGACAUCCAGGAGGAUGAUAUUGUCAUAGGGGAGGAUCAGGAAGAGGACCCUGAAGAUGAGGAUAUCUCCCCAAACGACGGCGGUCCGAUGAAGCCACUGAACCAGCUCCAGGCAUCACAGUCCAACAUGCCCGCAGGAAGUGAUGUCAUCCUGUCGUUGCCAGGUAAUGCACGUCCAGCGGGCGAGGGACUCGUGAAGCACCACCUGGUGAUGGACGGAGGAGUGAUGGCCAUACUAAGGGAACUACACAAUGAACGGUCUAAGCUUCUGAAUGACAUAGGUGAUGAAGGGAAACAGAGGAAGUGGUACUUUGAGCAGAUAGAGGCUAUCAAACAGAAGCUGGAGGGGCUGCCAUUGUCUGACAAGUACCACAGACAGACUGAGAUGGCACGGCGUCAACUUGAGUUUGAGGUCAAACGAGUGCAGGAUGCAUUUCAACAGAAAAUGGGCACCAAUGACCAGAUAGUUCAGCGACAGGAGGCUAGACUGACGAGGGUACAGGCCAUAGAGACAGAUAUACUAAAGAUACAGCAACAACAGCACCAGCUACAGAUUGAGGCUACAGCUAGCCAGCAGGUCAAUGGGUACAGUCAGGAGCAGCAGCGGAACUACGGACACACAGGUGAUGAUGACGCCAACACAUCCAUAGCGACACAGACUGCUCCCGGUGACGACCAGAACUCGUCCGUUGUAAUGGACCCCGAUGCCAGCUUCAACAUUGGUUCACUGUAUCACGGGGCCUGGCCCAUGAGUCCUAUGAAGAAAGACUUGUCAGGCCGGGAGAGCCGUCUAGCGGAGACGGACCAGUCCACAGAGCUGUCAAGUGUGAUGAGUUUUAAUUCCACCAACAGUAGCCAGCAGUCCUCCGCGACACCCGUACCCCCGGGGAUUGCCCCACCCCCCGGUACAGGCCAAGCGCCACUACCUACGCAGACCCCACCGGGACAGGUGGCACCCCCUCUAUCACAGGUCCAGCCCCCACAGGUCCAGCCUCCACCACAGCAGGACCCUGUCAAUCCACCGCAGCAACUCGGAACCAAGGUGGAGAUGGUGUACUCGCUGCUGUCCAUGUUGGGGACACACGACAAGGAUGACAUGAGUCGUACACUCCUGGCCAUGUCCAGUUCUCAGGACAGCUGUAUCGCCAUGCGACAGUCAGGUUGUAUGCCUCUGCUGAUCCAACUACUUCAUGGCAGUGACAAAGACUCUGGGUUGCUAGGCAACACGAGAGGCAGUAAGGCUGCACGCGCUCGAGCAGCAGCUGCACUCCAUAACAUAGUACACAGCCACCCUGAUGAUAAGCGUGGCCGGCGUGAGGCUCGGGUAUUACGAUUGCUGGAGCAGAUUCGUGCCCACAGUGACCAACUGAGGGACGGACCGGAGGAGGAGGAGGCAGGUCGAUCAGGUAACAAGUCCCAUGACACGGACCACCAUCCGGGCCCUGCAGUGGCAGCAUUGAUGAAACUGUCGUUUGAUGAGGAACAUCGCCACGCCAUCUGUAGUUUAGGUGGCGUGCAGGCAAUUGCGGAGCUUAUCCAGGUGGACAAUGAUGCACACACCAACACGGAAGAGCAGUAUAACAUCACCAUGCGUCGCUAUGGCUGUAUGGCCCUCACCAACCUCACCUUCGGCGACGGAACAAACAAGGCCCUGCUCUGCUCUAUGAGAGGAUUCAUGCAGGCGCUGGUCAGCCAACUACUCUCCUCCUGCGAGGAUUUGUGUCAGGUUGCUGCUAGUGUGCUUCGAAAUCUCUCCUGGAAAGCCGACCUCGCGAGUAAGAAGACAUUACGCGAAGUUGGUGCAGCAAAUACGCUCAUGAAGGCUUCCAUGGAGGUGAAGAAGGAGGCGACGCUGAAGAGUAUUCUUAGUGCACUGUGGAAUCUUUCCGCUCAUGGAAGUGAAAAUAAGGCAGACAUAUGUUCAGUAGAUGGUGCAUUGGAGUUUCUUGUUGGAACUUUGACUUAUAAAAGUCCAUCAAAGACGACGGCAGUGAUAGAAAAUGGUGGUGGUGUGCUUCGGAACAUUUCCAGUCACAUCACGGUGCGGGAGGAUUACCGAGCCGUCCUUCGUAAACAUGCGUGUCUACAAAUUCUUCUUAAACAGCUGCGUUCAACAAGUCUAACCAUAGUUAGUAACGCAUGUGGUACGCUUUGGAACCUCUCUGCCCGCUGUCUGGAGGACCAGCAGGCAUUGUGGGACAUGGGAGCAGUGGGCAUGCUCAGAAAUCUCGUGCACUCAAAACAUCAGAUGAUUUCGAUGGGAAGUUCUGCGGCGUUGAAGAACUUGUUGAAUGCCUGUCCUAAUAUAAAAAACAUGAACAUGGACAGAAAGACGAACUUGAACCGUCCGUCGCUACAUGUGCGGAAACAGCGGGCAUUAGAAGCAGAAAUAGAUCAGAAUCUGUCCGAGACUUGUGAGAAUUUAGAGAGCCCCCGUGACAGUCCGACAGAGAAUGGACGUAACACUGAAAAAGACAGUAAUUCUCGUUUUCAAUUUCCGGCUGGUUCAGGUCAUCAGGUGCAGCAGGAACAUGACUCGCGGCGAACAUCCCGUGGAUCCUACUACCAGAGCGGUACACGAAGCGGGGAUAACACCCCAAUGUCUGACAGUCGCCUGAUGUCACCCAAACGAGUCGCCAGAUCAGGUAGUCAGGACAGUGUAGGCAGUACUCAUUCUGACAUAUCACACGAUCGCAGUCGCUUCCGUGCAGCCAUGCAAAAUGCAAGACAUUGCCAGGAGAGACAAGGAGGAAGUCUGGACCGAAAAACUUCUGGAGGGUCAUCAGGGCAUCAGUACGGAAAUUCGUCUUCUGAGGAGACGGGAUCUGAGCAAGGGAGUCACCAGGGUCAGCCCCACUCAUCAGGGGCUCACAUAGGACAGGUCAUGAUGGAAGUAGAGAGAGACAAGGCCUCGUAUCCUGUGAGGGGAGACAACUCUAGUCAGCAUGGCCCCCCUACCCCAGGGGGGCCAGCCCACCAGCUGUAUCGAAGCUUGCCUAACUCUGUCUCCUCAAUAGGCCCACAGCACAUGCUUCAGAACCACCAGUUUGUUGCUAGCGCGCCUAGCAACUGUAAUUCUAGUUACCCUUCCGGCCAGCAUUACUCACAAGCAAAUGACAAUGAUCAACCAAUUGACUACAGCCUCAAAUAUCACGAUAGUCAGGCUUCGUCCACCUCCAGUUACCAUGACAAUCCACCAUCACAGCAGGGCUCAAACAACAGAAAGGUUAGUGGGCCAGUUACUAACAUGGGCCCACCUGCUCAGCCUCCUCCCCAAUCACAGCCAAGGGUAAACAACUACAUGAAUCCUGGUUAUGAUCCCAAACAGGCUGUUCCAAGGUUUGUGCACCACCGACUUCUGGGAGAACAUCCUCGACAGAUCAAUCCCGGACCGUUUAUGCGCCCACCGCUCCGCCCGAUGAUGAGACCUCCCAUGUUACCGCCGGGCACAGCUAUGGUUCCCCCUCGGUUCAGUACUUAUGCAGAGACUGACCUGGACAGCGAUGACCAGCCAACAGACUUCAGUCGCCGGUACAGCGAGCAGCAUGAGGAAGACUAUCGUGACCAACCAAUAUCGUACAGCACACGCUUCCAGGAAGGAGAGGGGCCACGUUACCAGGAGAGCAAUCCUAUACACAUGCGCUACCAGGACACAGACCCAAACUGUGCUGAUUGUAAACUUGAGGAGGCACGCCGUACCAACGACAGAUUGGAACAGUGUACGCACAGUUUCCAUGACGACCAGGUGAAAACUUUCUACACUGAGGGCACCCCUCUCAAUUAUCUCUCCCUGGCUGCCUCAAUGACAGACCUGACAGGGAAAAAUGCCGACAAGGAGGAAUCUGAGGAAGGAGAAGAUGAAGAGGAGGAGGAGGAAGUCGCUAAUGAUGAGACACAGAAUUUCGGGUCCCAUUACAAGGAAUCAGAAAAACAAAACACCUCUUCUGUACUUUACAGUGGCGAUGCUGACAAUCGAAGUGUAACACGGCACUGUGAGUCAGACAUACGCAGUGGGAGUGGAAGUAUGGGCACGGACCAGCAGACAGGUACCACAGUGAUAACUAACUACCACCAUACACCCCCAGGCAGCCCGCCACCCCUCCUUGAUGACACAGAGGAGGUCAACGUCAUGGAGAGGUCAUUCCAUGCACGAUCAGAUGACGACUCAAGUCAGGAUCAAAUAAAGACGUACUGUGAGGAAGGCACACCCAUUUGCUUCUCCAGGGUGAGUUCUCUUAGUAGUCUACACAGUACAGAGGCCCAGGACAAGAUCGGAGCCGAGGGACUUAAUCGCCAGCUUGGGCUCACUAGCAUCAACGAAAAUGAAAACAACAAAUCGUCAAAUCGUGAGAUGAGUCCCAGUGAUCGCAGGGUCAGCACAGGGAAAUACACACCGUUGAUGGGCCGUCAGAAGCUUCUUAGUGACUCGGAUACACAGAGCUCUGAGUACGAAAAGGAGCACAAGACGGUGACAUUCGAUGACCACCACCACGUAGAAGAAACUCCGCUGAUGUUCUCGCGGUGUAGUUCACUUGGUUCCCUCAGCAGUUUUGAUGCUCACUCUGUACACAGCUCGGUGAUAAGCGAGUACAGUCGACGUGCCAGCGAGGUUGUGUCACCCAGCGAGCUUCCUGAUUCUCCAAGCCAGACAAUGCCACCAAGUCCCCGAGGAAAGUCACCUCAACCUGACGAAACUUCGAAAGAUUUGACACCCAAGAAUUUCAGUGAACCAACUGGGAUUAAAGGAUUUGGUGGCUCUCUUCCACAGAAUGUGGUUAAACCCAUGCCCUCCAACAUCAACAAAGGAACUGUGUUUGUUGAGACAGCAUCAAUAAUGGGCAAGGACGAUCGGCCGACUGUAUACGCAGACGAGGGGACACCCCCUCACUGCUCGGAUACCAACAGUAUUCUUAGUGCCUUGACAAUUGAUGAUAGUGAUAAUACCAAACAUUCAAAAGACACUGACAGUGAAGCUUCCAAACGUGCAAAGGACUCUGAUUCCAAUGAUUUGACAUUGACUCAUGAUCAGGAGAAGGAAGACGACACAAGUGUCUUUAACCGGAACGAGGAUAAGGAGAACUCUUCAAUGUCGGAAGUGUCAGAGGGUGAGGAAGACAUUCUCAAACAGUGCAUUAUCUCUGCCAUGCCUCCGAAGAUGCGGAGAAGUUCAUCUGAUAAUACCAUCAAGAAAAAGUCAACACAAUCUAAGUCAGAUUCCCAUAGAAGUAAGAUGCCAGUGAAACAAGGCAAAUCUAAUGGCAGCAAGUCAGCUCUGUCUCCGCCCUCCAAAGGGAAGACGUCACGAGGGGGAGGUAAGCAUCAUAGACAGAUUACGGAGGAAAACCUUCAGGAGGAUACAGUCAAGUCAUAUGCCUCUGAGGACAUACCAAUGUCAAGGCCACAGGGUCAUCUGAUGUCAAGGUCACAGGAUAGUUCCAUGUCAACCUCGCUGGAAACUUCUUCAUCAAGAACACAAGAAAACACUAUGUCAAGGUCACAAGAUUUCCUGACAUCGUCCCUCAUGAGAGUGGCAGAACUAUGUAAUGAUCCUUUUGAAGUGCCAAGUACAGCACAAGGUGUGCCAAAUGGAAUUGGACAAAAUAAUCAACAAGGGAUGCCAAAUGUUAUGGGACAAAAUAAUAUACAAUCAAGCAAUAAAAGCCGAGAUCUUCCAAAAGGAAAUCGACCACCAAUGAAUGUAGGACGAGUAAUGCCAAAUGUUUGUCACCCUCAAUCUUCACACAAACCAAAACCCCUGCUGAAGUUACAGGAUAUUCUGAGGAGAGAGGAAGAUGUUUUGGAGGAUAGUGAUGAUGUGCCAAUGUCUUAUGCUACCGAGGAUACGCCACUCAUGUCACAAGCCGUUUCCCCAACAACCAAAAAAGCACCUGUAGACAUGUUUAAUAUUGAAGCUGUCGCCAAAAUUGAUGUUCGGGUGGAUGACGACAUUGUGAAGCCGUACGCAAUAGAGGGCACACCAUACAAUGGUUCCAACCCGGGCUCACCGUCACAUAAGGCUGAGGACCCAGUGAGCACCGCCCUACAUAACAAGGUGACGCUCGUCGACCUGUCUGCUAUAGAACCCUUCAUGCCUGACGAUGGGGUUAAAACCUACGCCACAGAGGAUACCCCCAUCAACUUCUCUACCAACGGAUCGCUAAGUGAUCUGAGCAUCAUCACUAACAUGACAAAUGAGCUGCCUGAAACAUCAGAGAUGUCACCAGUGCCGGCGACCACAGCGGCUGAACCCGUGUCACCACAGGCCACUGCCACACAGCUCGCUAUGACAACAGUUGCACAAUUGCCACAAAAACAGCCAGAACCUCAACUAGAAGAAAACCCACAACUGGACGAUACUCGUUCGGACUGUAGCUCCCUCCUCGAUGAAAGUGACGAACUUUUGUCCGAAAUUAUUCUCUCAGGGAUGCCCAAAGGCAAAGUGUCGCGCAAGUUAGACAUGGAUCGUGCAGUGGAGGGAUCGGAAGUCAGGUCACCAGUCAAAUCCAGGGCUUCUAACCUCUUCUCCUCGGAACCAAAGAUAGUGUUCCAGCCGCAGCGCACUUCUAGUCACAUUUCAACUGCCAUGAACAACCAGCCCACCUCUAGUCAAAUUAUAAAGGCGGCAGAUAGCCAGGUCCCGUACAACCUGCCUGACUCUACCAAGACUUACAAUAUGGAAGGAACCCCCAUCAAUUUCUCAACUGCUACCUCACUCACUGACCUUACCUGUGAUCCUGAGGAAGAUCACAUCAAUGCAGGGGAUCCAUUUCAAAACACAACCUCACAGAACAGUCGCCCAGACAACAGGACCUCUUCGUUGCAAGAACCAGUUGUGAACUCGACAUCGGCGGGAAUGGACCAAUCAAGUGGCAACAUGCUAGGUACUACUGGUGACGAUUCUGUGUUUGUGCAGACAAUUGAAUCAUGUGACUCAGUCAAAGUAUAUGACAUGGAAGGUACACCACAAACAUUUUCCCGUAAUGAUUCUCUUAGUUCCUUGAGUAUUAUGGAUGAGGACAUUAAAGGGGAUUUAUCUUCAAUGUCUAAGUCCAGAAAUGACAGGAGCAAAACAAAUGUGACCAAACCACAGGAAAAACUGACGUCCACAACAGUCAUAAACAGCAGCAUUGAGCUUCAGCGUGAGGUCGAGGGUCAAUCCAGUGACGAGACAAAGUCACAGAAAUCAGAGUUAAGAAAAGGCUUGGAGGAACAACCAAAGACAUUUGCUGUAGAGGACACACCACAGAGCUUCUCUCGGCGUUCAUCACUGAGUUCGAUACAGAGUCAGGACGAUGCAACAAAGAACACAGAGGAAGUAGCACGUAAAGUUGAUCCAGCAAAGGACCAGGAUGAGAAAUUUACAGUGGAGGACACCCCCGCCGAUUUCUCACGGAACAGUUCACUCAGCUCACUGAGUAUGGAUUCCGACAUCUUUGAAGCAUCUGAACAGGCUUUACUGGAUGAGUGUAUCAGCCUUGCUCUGCCCAAGAGUCGCUCUGCAAGUGCCAAGCUGGAUGAGAAAUCAAAAAGUAAAAUUCCCCGUAGCAGUCCUUGCGGAACUAGCAUCCCCAAGAGAGAUGGAGCUGGAAAAGAUGGAGCAUCAAGGAACGGGAUGUCUAAGGAUGGAGCAUCGAAGGACGAUUUGGUUAAGUCUACCAGACAGGACAGACAGUCUUUGGACGCAGAAUUAACCAGACCCAAUGAGGAUUCUCACCGACUAGAAAGAUCAUUUGAUGCCAGUAUGCUGCCAUCCAUGAGACCCAAAGAGAAACAGACAGAUUUCAAAGUGCCAGCAUCGCAGUCUAUGAUGAUACCUAGCCGCAGUGGCAGGAGAUUAGACCGCAAAUCAGCGGACACAUCCAGGCGGUCUGAAAACCGCUCGUAUGAUCGUAGUGUUGAGAAGGACGCUCAGAUGUAUUACCAGCGCAGCUGGAAUCGACAGCAUGUGAAACAACAAUCCCGUAUGACACGCAGCUGCUCGUCAGCUGAGGAUAUGAGUUACCAAGGGGACCAGUACCAUGAGUCGCGUAUCGCCAUGUGGCAGCAACAACAACAACAGCUUAUGCAGCAGCAGCAGCAACAACACUUGCGUCUUCAACAGAUGGCCCAAAAUUUCAGCGCCGGCCAACAACAACAGCUCCAACAUCACCAACAGUUACAACAGCAGGUACAACAACAGCAACAAGAAGACAUGAUGAAACGCGGGAGCUGGCGUCGUUCUCGUUCUCAAGAUAGUGACGGAUUUCUGAAGCGACAGAAAGACUUCUCCAAUAUGGAGAUAGCCCAAUCUGUUUCCACCAUGCCUCAUCGCUUUCGGUAUUCCAUGGAAACAGUUUCGACUAGUGCAGCAGCUGAGAGUUACCAAGACAACAGGGUCAUUGAGGAAAGGGAAACUCGACAGCGCAAGAGUUUAUGGAACAGAAGAUCAUCAACUGAGAAACUAUCCAAGCGUGAUUCUAGCAGUAGUAUAGAGAAACAGGAUAGUGAGAAGUCUGAUCGUGACAGCUAUAGCUCUCACAGUCGCCGCAGUGGUAGCUAUGGUAACGAGCAGAGACUGAGUGGCAGCAGGCACAGUGUUGGUAGUUAUAGUAAUGACUCCAGACACAGUGUAGCCAGCCAUGACCAGGACCCCAGAGGCGCAAAUUUCUCUCAGGAUCCCAGACAUAGCAAUGCUAGCUACAGUAAUGACCUGUCAAAUAGCGAACCCAGCACUAGACGAGAUGAGGAGGAGGCGGCUAAAAUAGCCUUAAACAGAAUAGGGUACCAGCCCCCAGAUACUUCAGACGGGGCCACACAACGAAGUCCCUUCAAAUACAUUGGACUAGGUAUUGACAACUUCGGUUUUGACCCAGCCAGCUCUAACGAAGACAUCACAGAAAAUGUUGACAGCGCCGAUGUAACCAUGACGGAAAACUUUGGUAGCGGAAAUAUGACAAUGACUGAUGAAGCAAUGGAGUAUAUGAUGCAAAACGGCUAUGUAUAUUACGAAGAUGCAUCACACUCACACGAGCAUUCAUUUGAGGAAGAAAUUACACCAGAUGAUGAGCGGGCACUGGAAAUAAAUGCCAGCCUUAUUGUGAACGAGAUCCAGAGUCGGCAAAUGAUAGGCAGUGCAGUGGAUGAUGAUAUGUUUAUAGAGAACGAGACAUUAUCUCUCGUGUCAUGUGACUACACAUCAGAUACUGCAUCAGAAGUGUCCGGUACAUGGUCAGCCCAUUCAGAGAACUAUUCCGAGUCUACUAUGUCUCAGACAGAUCAGUCAGAAAAUUCUAAUGCAGGGCCGAGAAUCCUUAAACCUGGUAGCAAGCCUAGUAGUAAGCAUGUAGUGCAAGAUGACGCAAAAGCAGUGCGUGGUCGCCGCAAGCCACUGUAUAGUCCUCGAGCAAACAUGACAGCGCCAACACCGAAAUCUACACCAAAUCGCCAGGUGAGCUCCACUUCACGUAACGGGCAACGUCCAACCCCUAAUAUAAGCAAUAAGUCACCAAGUACAGCCAAAGGAACCGAGGCUACAAACUCUCGGCGUAAAGCACCCAACCAAAAGACACACCCACAGGCCAGUAGUACGCCUACUAAAGUAGCACCAGUAGUGAGUGGAAACUCACAGAGGUCAAAGAUUGGCAAACCAUCACCACCAGAGAGGAAAUCUACUACAGUGCUCACCUCACAAAGGCAACAAAUCUCCAAUAAAAACAGCCCCAGUCGCUUGCCAAUGGCGUCGCAAAACCGUAAGGGGAGCAGUACUGACCGACCGAAACCCCCAGUCAAACAGGGCACAUUUACCAAAGAGCCUACGGGAGUUAAUGCUCCAAGGAUCUCCGACUCUGAAUCAGCUUCAGAUACCUGGUCCAAAGCUCUGGGUAACUACAACUUCACUGAUUCAACAUCACCUGAGGCCGCCAAGGAGAACACACAGCCAGGAGUAAGGAGACUACAGGCGCCCAGUAGUAUUCCUACAAAAAAUAGGUCAAACAGUGGUGGAAAUACAGCCAAUAGCCGUAAUGGAACUCCAAACGGAAAGCCUACAACUAGAGUAUCGUCAAAUCUUAGCAAACCUAGUGGGAGUAACCUUAGGAAAACUAACAGCGGUUCCUCACUGACUAAGACAGGAAGUGGGUCUUCGCUUUCUAAGACAGGAAGUGGAUCCUCUCUGACGAAAACUGGUAGUGGGUCGUCGUUGUCCAAGACUGGAAGUGGUGCCUCUCUUAAUAAGUAUGGAAGCGGAGCUUCAUUAAAUAAGUCUAGUAGUGGAGCUUCCUUAAAUAAAGGAGGGUCUAAUCCUAACCUUAGGAAGUUUGGCAGUAAAGGAGAACUACGAAAGUCAGACAGCAAUGCAAGUUUGAAGAAUAAUUCACGCCCUUCCACACCUGUUGGAAGGAAAAACUCAGCCCCAGCUCCAAUGGCCUCUCAUAAAACAGAGCAGAAGACCACUCCCGGUAAAAAGCAGGUCAACAGCAAGGUGGCCAGUCUGUGGAGAAAAGACGACGUUGAAGACCGUGGUUCACGACUUCCUGUAUCCACAACUCCGCCUCAGAAAUCACCCCGAGGAAACACCAUCAACAUGACAAACAGUCGCCUACAGCAACCGAAAGGACGCACUAGUUCCCCAAGUUCCCGAGGUGAAGUCCCAGGUCAGAGAGUGUCGCCAAAUACUUCUAAUGCCAAGUCCACGUCGCUGGAUGAAAGUGACGGAAUCAGUCGGAGCUCUACCUACGACAAGAUCAGUGCUAUCAAUGACUCAAGUCAGUUGCCAUGUUUAGAUGGUUUCGUUGAAAAUACUCAAAAUGUGUCCAUCAAUAUUAUUUCACAUUCCCCCGAACAGGACACCAGUGGCGAGGAGAAAUAUGACAUUGAACAAAAAUCAAGUUCUGCCAACUCCAUUGACCAUGGUAUGUCGAGUGACAGUGUGUGUUCGCCAGAUCGCGACGGCGGGAGUGAAAGUGAAAAAGAGGCUGCUGAUGACUCUUUGUUCAAGCACCCUUCUCAGAUGGACCCCUAUGGCCUUAAGGUGCUAAAUCAUCGUGUUGACUCCAGCACAUGGAAAAAGAAAAAGUCGGAGACUUUAAUCGGAGAUUUACCAAAUGCAGAUGACACCAGUAAAUCCCUUGAGGCUGUGCGGGCCCUACUUGAUUCGUCAGCAAGUAUGACAGACAGCAUGCUUAACUCUUCAGUCACAGAGUACAGUUAUCUUGGCCAGGGCUCUAGUUAUCUCAGUCAGGGGAAUCAAACCAUAGACAGUUCAUGGCGGCGAAACCGCGACGAGUCGAUCUCAAGUUUCGCCCAGAGUGAUGACGAAGAAUCCAUUUGGGUGAGACGGGACGGGGACACCUCACGCUCAGAGCCUGAUUUCAGCAAACAUGGUCUGUUUCGGUCAAGUAAACGUAAAUCAAAGGGAGGCAACUCUGGCAAUAAGAGUUUUCUACCUAUUAAGGCGAUGAAACAAAUAUUUAGUUCAGGUAAAAGUGUCAAGAAAGUGUCGGAAACCAAAAAAGCAGCAUCAAGUAUGUCCCUCUCCACCUCCAAGGAAAGUCUGUUCAAAAUUAACAGAAGUGACACUUUAAACAAAAGUGAAAUUUUUAACAGAACUGAUUCAUUUGAUGAGGAAAAUUCAAAGAAAAAGGACGAGCAACAUUUAAAGAAAAAGGAAGAAAUACAGACAAAGAAAAAAGAGGAAAUUCUUCGAAAGAAGGAAGAAAGUUUGAAGAAAAAGGAAGAGAGCUUAAAGAAAAAACAGGAAAAAAUUGAAAAAAGAGAGGAGCAGAAAAGAAAGGAUGAGAAGAGGAAGGAAGAGAAGAAAGCUGCAAAGGCAGCGCUUAGUAAGUCAAAGUCUCAGGAGCUGAGGACAAGUCCCCAGGCAACAGUUCCUCCGUUUAAUUAUAAACCCACUCCUACAAAGGGGGAUAACUCGGUAACUAACUCUGCUAAAGGUAGCACCACCCAAACAAAGACGGUACCUUCUCCAACAAGGUCUAACAGUGUUAAUGAUGAAAACAAUCGUGAUCUAGAGGACUCUUUGGUGAAACCUUCGACUCCGAGGAAGAGUAUUCCUUCGCCCGGCGGACACGCUACUAAAACAGAAAUGUUGCAAGCCAGACGUAAGCAGACCUACCUUCAAAAUCUGAGUCUGAAGUCGGAGGAGAAUGCGACAGUGGAGAAGGGGCCGCAGGGCUGUAUCGUCACCACUGUAUAG
Messenger RNA from Mizuhopecten yessoensis (Yesso scallop), 12646 nucleotides. RefSeq names its product adenomatous polyposis coli homolog. Gene Ontology annotation, cellular component: catenin complex; cytoplasmic microtubule; beta-catenin destruction complex. The record is from RefSeq and is a predicted model, not a curated record. Gene Ontology annotation, molecular function: beta-catenin binding; microtubule binding; gamma-catenin binding. Gene Ontology annotation, biological process: nervous system development; positive regulation of protein catabolic process; negative regulation of microtubule depolymerization. NCBI's taxonomy places the organism in Eukaryota, Metazoa, Mollusca, Bivalvia, Pectinida, Pectinidae. Bases 428 to 12646 code for a protein of 4072 amino acids. The transcript has 11 exons.